This is a messenger RNA of Acomys russatus (golden spiny mouse), 1503 nucleotides long. It is a transcript of the gene Marcksl1, whose product is annotated as MARCKS like 1. Gene Ontology annotation, biological process: central nervous system development; actin filament organization. Gene Ontology annotation, cellular component: plasma membrane; cytoplasm. NCBI's taxonomy places the organism in Eukaryota, Metazoa, Chordata, Mammalia, Rodentia, Muridae. The record is from RefSeq and is a predicted model, not a curated record. The transcript has 2 exons. Gene Ontology annotation, molecular function: calmodulin binding; actin filament binding. The coding region runs from base 190 to 792 and encodes 200 amino acids.
GCGCGGAGCGCAGCAGCGGCGGGCGCAGCUAGCGGGUCGGCUGCGGAGCGGGGGUGCAGCGAGCUUUGCCCCCCGUACCCCUCCCCCUCGACGCAGCUCCACCCCUCGGCCCACCGGGCCAUCCCAACCGAACUAUCCCCUGCGGCGCCAGUGCGGGGCGGCUCCGGGCGCCCCCAGCAGACCCCCAUCAUGGGCAGCCAGAGCUCCAAGGCUCCCCGGGGCGACGUGACCGCCGAGGAGGCAGCGGGCGCUUCCCCCACGAAGGCCAACGGACAGGAGAAUGGCCACGUGAAAAGCAAUGGAGACUUAACCCCCAAGGGUGAAGGGGAGUCACCACCCGUGAACGGAACAGAUGAGGCAGCUGGGGCUACUGGUGAUGCCAUCGAGCCAGCGCCCCCUAGCCAGGAAGCUGAGGCCAAGGGGGAGGUCGCCCCCAAGGAGACCCCCAAGAAGAAGAAGAAAUUCUCUUUCAAGAAGCCUUUCAAGUUGAGCGGCCUGUCCUUCAAGAGAAAUCGGAAGGAGGGCGGGGGUGAUUCCUCGGCCUCCUCACCCACAGAGGAAGAGCAGGAGCAGGGGGAAAUCAGCGCCUGCAGCGACGAGGGCACUGCCCAAGAAGGGAAGGCAGCUGCCACCCCUGAAAGCCAAGAGCCCCAGGCCAAGGGGGCAGAGGCUAGCGAUGCCUCCAAGGGAGGAGACACGGAAGAGGAGGCAGGGCCCCAGGCUGCAGAGCCAUCCACUCCCUCAGGGCCCGAGAGUGGCCCUGCAUCGGCCAGUGCUGAGCAGAAUGAGUAGCUGGGUGGGGGCAGGUGGGUGAUCUCUAAGCUGCAAAAACUGUGCUGUCCUUGUGAGGUCACUGCCUGGACCCGGUGCCCUGGCUGCCUUCCUGUGCCCAGAAAGGAAGGGGUUUGUUGCCCCCUCCCAGCCACGUUCCCUUUCUCCCUCCUGUGGAUUCUCCCAUCAGCCAUUUGGUCUUACUCUUAAGGCCAGUUGAAGAUGGUCCCUUACAGUUUCCCUGUUGCCCUGAGUUAGGUUAGUGAUGUGAGAUGCUCCUGUCCCUACCUUCUUCCCAGGCCCCACCCCUGCAGAAGGCAAUGGCUGGCUUUCCUCCCCAAUUCUUUUCCAAGUACGUUUUGUUUAUCCCACUUCCCAAACCCUGAAUGUCCAGCCUUUUCCCUUGUUGAGUUUUUAGUCUCUUGUGCUGUGCCUAGUGGCACCUGGGGAGGACACUGCCCCUGCCUGGGUUUUUAUAAAUGUCUUACUCAAGUUCAAACCUCCAGCUUGUGACUCAACCAUGUCUCUGACUUGAUAAACAAGUAUUAGGCUCUGGGCGGGAGGGAGGUCUGUAAUGUGAAACAACUUCUUGUUGUCUUUCCCCCCUCUCCCAUCGUUGUAAAUAACUUCUAAUGGCCAAACCCUGGAUUUGUACUUUUUUUUUUUUUUUCUAACUGCUAAAACCGUUCUCUGCCACCUGGAUUUACUGUAACAUUUGGAAAAGGAAUAAAU